Molecule: messenger RNA, 2565 nt
Organism: Gadus morhua (Atlantic cod)
Lineage: Eukaryota; Metazoa; Chordata; Actinopteri; Gadiformes; Gadidae
Gene: det1
Product: DET1 partner of COP1 E3 ubiquitin ligase
Exons: 10
Coding region: 510-2174 (554 amino acids)
Biological process (GO): protein ubiquitination; positive regulation of proteasomal ubiquitin-dependent protein catabolic process
Cellular component (GO): nucleus; cullin-RING ubiquitin ligase complex
Molecular function (GO): ubiquitin-like ligase-substrate adaptor activity; ubiquitin protein ligase binding
Source: RefSeq, a predicted model, not a curated record
CCAAACUCCGUACCAACGAGUUCUGGAAGCUCUUCUUCCCUGCUUUCAUGCCGUCGCCCUGUAGCUUUAGCUAUAAUAAUAUCAGGCAUAUCCACGCCGUUUUUAUAGAAAUGUAGCUAGAUUGAAUACACGUGAAAAACUUCUAAUUUCCGAAACGUUCCUAUUAAUACGGAGACCAUUUGCGAAUAACAUUAACAGCAAAGCUCCACAAGUUCAAAUACAAAGCUAGAUAGAGAGCUCAGAAAGUUAUCCAAGACUGGGAUGUAUGAUGCUUCUUGAAAAGCUGGACGGUUGACUUUCUUGAACAAUGAAUCAAGGGGCAACGUGUUAUCCAGCGUCUUAGUUGAAUUUACAGCAUUCCCACUGAUGUUUUAUGUGCAAGAAGUACCUACACCCAAGAUGACUGAGAAUAGUUUGUGACGCAAGUCCUCCCGUGUCACCAUAUUUGGCACCACCACCACAAGUCCUAUCCGGCCACUGAGGACACCAACACACUCCCACUGCAUCCGAUGCGAGCCAUGGAAGAUGACAGCCCCACGCUGAAGCCCAGGAGGAUCCAGAACCAGAACGUGGUCCACCGCCUGGAGAGGAGGCGGGUGAGCUCCGGCCGGGCCGGCGCUCACUGGUACCGCGUGCGCUGCUUCCACCAGAACCUGUUCCCCAACUUCACGGUGGUCAACGUGGAGAAGCCCCCGUGCUUCCUGAGGAAGUUCUCUCCCGACGGACGCUGCUUCAUCGCCUUCUCCUCCGACCAGACGUCGCUGGAGAUCUAUGAGUACCAGGGCUGCCAGGCGGCCCAGGACCUGCUCCGGGGCCAGGAGGGGGAGACCCUCUCCACGGCCAACGACCAGCGCUCCCUCAACAUCCGGGGGCGGCUCUUCGAGCGCUUCUUCUCCCUGCUGCACGUCACCAACGUGGCGUCCAACGGGGAGCACCUGAACCGCGAGUGCAGCCUGUUCACCGACGACUGCCGCUACGUCAUCGUGGGCUCGGCCACCUACGUCCCGGAGGACCCUCCCCCGUACUUCUUUGAGGUGUACCGCAACAACGAGUCGGUGACGCCCAACCCGCGCUCGCCCCUGGAGGACUACUCCCUGCACGUCAUCGACCUGCACACGGGGCGCCUGUGUGACACGCGCUCCUUCAAGUGUGACAAGAUCAUCCUGUCGCACAAUCAGGGCCUCUACCUCUACAGGAACAUCCUGGCUGUGCUCUCCGUGCAGCAGCAGACCAUCCACGUCUUCCAGGUGACGGCCGAGGGGACCUUCCUGGACGUGAGGACCAUCGGACGCUUCUGCUACGAGGACGACCUGUUGACGCUGUCGGCCGUCUCCAUGGAGACGCAGGCGGAGGGGCAGCCGGGCUUCCCCCGCCUCUACACCGACAAGACCAUCAACUCUCUGAAGCACCGCCUGCUGGUGUACCUGUGGCGGCGGGCCGAGCAGGACGGAAGCGCCAUGGCCAAGAGGAGGUUCUUCCAGUUCUUUGACCAGCUGCGGAGGUUGCGCAUGUGGAAGAUGCAGCUGCUGGAUGAGCACCACCUCUUCAUCAAAUACACCAGCGAAGACGUGGUCACGCUUCGAGUCACCGACCCCUCACAGCCGUCGUUCUUCGUGGUGUACAACAUGGUGUCCACCGAGGUGCUGGCCGUCUUCGAGAACACCUCGGACCAGCUGCUGGAGCUGUUUGAGAACUUCUGCGACCUGUUCCGCAACGCCACGCUCCACAGCCAGGCCGUGCAGUUCCCCUGCUCGGCCUCCUCCAACAACUACGCCCGACAGGUCCAGAGAAGGUUCAAGGACACCAUAGUGAACGCCAAGUACGGCGGGCACACGGAGGCGGUGCGGCGGCUGCUGGGCCAGCUGCCCAUCAGCGCUCAGUCGUACAGCAGCAGCCCCUACCUGGACCUGUCGCUCUUCAGCUACGACGACAAGUGGGUCUCGGUGAUGGAGAGGCCCAAGACCUGCGGGGACCACCCCAUCAGGUUCUAUGCGCGGGACUCGGGCCUGCUGAAGUUCAAGAUCCAGGCUGGUCUCCUGGGUCGGCCCGUCAACCACGCCGUGCGGCGCCUGGUGGCCUUCACCUUCCACCCCUUUGAACCCUUCGCCAUCUCGGUGCAGCGCACCAACACGGAAUACGUGGUCAACUUCCACAUGAGGCAUGUCUGUGUGUGAGGCUGAGCGAGAGGUGUGUGUGUGUGUGUGUGUGCGCGCGUGUGUGUCUGUGUCUGUGCCUGUGUGUGUGUGUGUGAGAUUGUGUGUGAGACAUGCGCUCACACCUGUGGCACCGCGCUGGCGAUGACUACACCUUCAAUCAGCCCCUCGGUGGGGGGCAUCAUUGUACGGCGGCCCCCUCCAUCCCGCCAGAACAGCGGCCGCCUCUCCAUCAGCCCCCCCGCACAGCGCAGAGCUCCGCGGGGAGGGAAGCCCCUGAUGAGAGGCUGGGGUAAAUUCCCAUCCAAGACAUUUGCAGGGAUUUUAAAUGACAUUUUAAGUCUUUUUUUUCUAUAUAUUUCUUUAUGUAAAUAUUUUAUCGCAAUAAAGUGAUCGAUCUUAUAUUAUCUAA